GAUCAACUCACUCAACCACGCACCACGCUCUCAUGCAGACAAUGCGCCAGUCCUCUCACGUUAUUAUCGGUUCUGUCCUGCCGACAUGACUUCCGGAAAUUCAGAUAGCUCCUUUAAACUUGUCGCACCUACCAAGAAGUCCAUUUUCGAACGACAAAAGGCGGAAGCUGAGGCUAAAAAGGCUCGAGAAAAGGCAGAGACUGCAGCCGUUCUCGAGGACUUUGUCAAAAGCUUCGGAGAUGAUGGGAAUCCUAAUACGCUCCCGACGAAACGAGGUGGCUUCGGAGGAGGCGGUGGAGUUCCCAGCACCACCUUCGGGCCUGGCCCUGCCCCUGGGAAGCGACAUUUUACAAGCUCAGGAUUGAAGAGUGGACCUGGCAGUUUGGGACCAGCACCGACUUUGCCAAAGAGCGGCCCUGGAAGCUUAGGACCAUCCCCAAGCUACGGCAAAAAAAGACAUUACGAUGACUACUCGGGAGGACGAGACCGCGAUCAGGACCCGGGUCGAGACAGAGAUCGAAGAGACAGGAUGUACUCGUACGGUGAUCGUGGUGGAGACAACAGAAGAGAAUCUGCGUUCGCUGGUGAAGAGGAAGAGUCUAAAGAUACAGAGGAGAUGAAGGCUGCAGCGAAACCGACACUACACCUGUCUUCGCUCCCUCCGGGAACGUCUAUGGCAGUCAUUAAGGGCUUGUUCGCUGCAUCUCCGCUGAACGUGGACAGCGUGCGCCUUCUGCCAAAACAACCAGGGUCACUUAAUGAGAGGAACUCUCUUUCGGCAAUCGUAACGCUCGCUGCCGAGACUCCAGCGACUGACAUUGACACUGUGGUCUCGCAUCUGCGGAACCAAUAUCUUGGGUUCGGCUUCAACCUAUCUAUUUCACGACACCUCUCAUCCGCCGCGCUGUCAGGCUCGACCUCUUUAAAUGCGCCAUCAACGAACAUCAACAAUCUUCCAUUUGGAGCAAAACCGAUACCUCAACACGGCUCCCUCUCUCGAGCUCCCCCACCAAGUCAAGGGCCAGGCCGCUUCGCCCCCCCAGCAUCAUAUACGCUCUCGACUCCAUUCGGAUCCAGAACAAAUCUUCCGACAACCCAAGUGACAGUGCAGAUCCCGAAUGACCUCAAGCAAAUCCGCCUGAUCAACAAAACUAUCGAAGCUCUCCUGACAUAUGGUCCUGAGUUCGAGGCUCUACUCAUGUCCCGGCCCGAAAUCCAGCGUGACGAACAAUGGUCGUGGCUAUGGAACUCCAGGUCAACAGGAGGAGUGUACUACCGCUGGCGGCUCUGGGAGAUUCUCACCAAUGCCAAGUUUCGCAAACGUCGUCAACGACCAGGCUUCGUAACGCGCCCCGAUGGCGACACCAUCUUCGAAGGUCAAAGCGUCUGGAUUCCGCCCGAAGAAACUCUCAAGUUCGAAUACACCACCAAAGUUGAAGAAUUCGUCAGCGACGAAGACUACAACUCAUCGGAUGAAGAAGAGGCUGAAGAGAGUAGUCUCGCUCGACGGUACCACGACCAUCAGAAGAUUGGAGGCAAUGCAUCCGAGAUUUCUGUGGAUACGGACGGGACAGGAUAUCUCAACCCACUCGCCAAAACGAAACUUGUCCACCUUCUCUCUCGACUUCCCGAGUCCAAUGCAAAGCUGCGCAGAGGUGAUGUCGCGCGUAUCACGGGCUUCGCCAUUGAACACGCCGGCGCCGGUGCAGACGAAGUCGCCACUCUCAUUACGCGCAAUGUGGUUAAACCAUUCUGCCACAACAUCAAAAGACCAGACACGUCAUCCGGUGCUUCUGACGACGGCCACGAUGAUCACUCUGAUGAUAAUAUGAUGCCAUCCUUUAAUCACACUCCUGCUGCUGGCACCCCUGCGACCGAUGGUGCUGCUCCUCCUCCUCCUCCUCCUACUACUACAGCAUCUGGCGACACUGACCCCACCAAGGACGGAGAGGAUCUAACAGGCGUCCCGAUACCCACAUCCAAAUCCAACGUCCAAGACACGACUCCCUCGUCCCUUGUCGGACUGUACGUCAUCUCCGACAUCCUCUCGUCCUCUGCGUCCGCCGGCGUCCGCCACGCCUGGCGCUACCGCUCACUCUUCGAGACCCAACUGCGUCUCCAGGGUGUCUUUCCCACCCUCGGCCGCUCCGCGCGCGAACUGAACUGGGGAAAACUAAAGGCCGACAAAUGGCGACGCAGCGUACAGAGCGUCUUUUCGCUGUGGGAAGGGUGGUGCGUGUUCCCCUCGGCCGCCCACGAGGACUUUGUCCAGGAGUUCCUGAACCCACCCCUCACGGCCAAGGAGGAGCAAGCACUACUCAAACAACAAGAGACCGAAAAGGUCGCGUCGGAAAGCAAGGCCAACGACAAGGACAAGGUCAGCAAGUGGAAGAGUGUGAGUGUCGGUGACCGUGAUCCCGCCUCCUCUUCUGGUGAUUUACCGCCGCGUGGUGGUGGUGGCGGUGUCGACAGAGACAGGGACGGUGACGUCGACAUGGACGGGAGACCCAUGGAGGAUACCGACGACGGCGAGGACAACGACACCGUCAUGGAUCAUGCCGUCCUACCCGAUGAAGACCUCGACGGUGUCCCCAUGGUGGACAGCAGUGAUGAAGAAGACAAUGUCGAUCAACCACAAUCCGAGGACAUCGUGAUGCAAGGACAAGGUCAAGCCGGUACCGCCGAUACUUCCGCCGAGGCCUCGACGGCGGCACCCUCGGCCCAGACAGGACAAGGACGACAGCGACAGGGCUCCAGACAGGAUGUGCCCCACGUCCCGCAACUCUCUCAGGGUCGUCGUGUGCGCCCUAGGGCGGCGGAUUUCGACGACAUGUUUGAGUGAGACGAGACACAUGCCAGCCUCGUGGAUCACCUACCCAAGGUACAUUACUAUACAUGGAGCGACAUGAAAUCCAAAAGGCGUUCACGAACUUCAUGCAUGACUUGUAAACUUGUUGAGUCCGACUGCGUAGAUUUAGUACUACCCCGUAUUUCCCCAUAAACCCGAAUUUUGGUCUCCUCCUAUCUGAUAGGUCAUAAUCCCG
This is a messenger RNA of Exophiala oligosperma, 3044 nucleotides long. RefSeq lists its product as uncharacterized. Gene Ontology annotation, biological process: RNA processing. Gene Ontology annotation, cellular component: nucleus. The record is from RefSeq and is a predicted model, not a curated record. Gene Ontology annotation, molecular function: RNA binding. NCBI's taxonomy places the organism in Eukaryota, Fungi, Ascomycota, Eurotiomycetes, Chaetothyriales, Herpotrichiellaceae. The coding region runs from base 86 to 2842 and encodes 918 amino acids. The transcript has a single exon.